AUGGCGUCCCCUGCAGCCGCCAUGAAGACAGUGUACUCCCCGGCUGGCUCACUGUGUGAACCUCAACCUCACCGCCCCCAGUGUACUCCCCAGCUGGCUCACUGUGUGAAUGAACCCUCACCGCCCCCCAGUUGUACUCCCCAGCUGGCUCACUGUGUGAAUGAACCCCCUGCCGCCCCAGUGUACUCCCCAGCUGGCUCACUCUGGCUGACUGUGUGCAUGAACCCCCCCCUCAGUGCACUCCCCAGCUGGCUCACUGUGUGCAUGAACCUCACCGCCCCCCAGUGUACUCCCCAGGUGGCUCACUGUUGUACUCCCCAGCUGGCUCACUGUGUGAAUGAACCCUCAACCCUCACCGCCCCCCAGUGUACUCCCCAGCUGGCUCACUGUGUGAAUGAACCCUCAACCCUCACCGCCCCCCCAGUGUACUCCCCAGCUGGCUCACUGUGUGCAUGA
This is a messenger RNA of Eriocheir sinensis (Chinese mitten crab), 456 nucleotides long. RefSeq lists its product as uncharacterized. The record is from RefSeq and is a predicted model, not a curated record. NCBI's taxonomy places the organism in Eukaryota, Metazoa, Arthropoda, Malacostraca, Decapoda, Varunidae. The coding region runs from base 1 to 456 and encodes 151 amino acids. The transcript is spliced from 5 exons.